CCAUUUAUUUAAAUAGGGACGAUUUAAAGUUGUCGCUCUGAUUCCCUCCAUCCUUCCCCCUUCCCUUUCCACCGAAUAAAAACCCCUCCACUACAUCCCCUCAUAUGUCUGAUUCAUCUUCAACAUCCAACGGGCCGGAAAUCAAAGGAAAUUUGACAGAGGCCCAAAAAAGAAGGGCCAUUCAAGUUUUCCAGCACUUUAUUGGAACGCCGGAUACUUCUUUCGGCGCAGAAAUCGGACGAAAUUUAAAGUUGGUGGAAAUCGCCGUCAUGGACUCGAGCGACAGAAGUGAAUGGGCGGUUGAACAAGAAGGCUUUAGUUGGAACGAAGGCGACGGGUCGUACAAACCUUUCGGCGGGAAGAAAACCCGUGACGAGAAGAAGAAGACACACUUCAGUCUAUCCGUGAAGGACGCUGUGGCACGCACGAUUUGCGAAAUAGACGUUACUAGAAAUAUGUGUAAUAUCUACGGCACAUUACACGGAGGAUGUGCAGCGUAUAUGAUUGAUCCAUGCUCCGUUUCAGCACUUGUAGCAUUGGGAAUGGUUAUGGGCAUUGACGGGACAGGUGUUUCCCAGUCCAUGAUGAUACAAUGGCAUAAACCUGCUACGCUGGGAACGAAGCUCAAGAUCAUUUCAACAACAGUGUGCUUGGAUGGACAUAUCAGGACUGCGCGUUCAGAGCUGAGAGAUCGUGUGAACAACACGCUCUACGUUUCAGCGACUCAUUCGACGAUCAAUAAGUCUCCACCAUCGCGGAUGAAGGUCGAGAGCAAAUUAUGAUGUUAUAUACCAGAUCAAUAAAUGUAUUGAAGUAAAGUAUACCCUAUGAGAGGAAUGUAAGUAAACGUCGAUAACAAAAUACGUACACCCAAAUUCAUUUUCUUCUUUUCUUACGCCGUGUUGCGUCGUCAAAGUCAUCUUCUCGUCCAAUAGUCCCAAUGCCGCUCUGGUUUGCUUGCAAAGAGAGGUCUCCCAUUUCCUUGAUACAUUUGUAUACCGCCGCUGUCCUAACCUUCAACGGAACCUUCUCCCAAUAGAUUUGCUCCCUUCUACCCAAGACAAGCUCUACCAUUAUGGCUGAAGAAUGAGGUGCCGGUUUCAACGGUAGCGGGGAGCCGCAGGCAUCCAGACCUGAGCCUUGAGCUACUUUGUUCAAUGUAAAAUAGUCGAUGAUGGCAGUCGCAUGUCCAGGAGUAGUAACGCGGAGGUAACA
Molecule: messenger RNA, 1215 nt
Organism: Marasmius oreades (fairy-ring Marasmius)
Lineage: Eukaryota; Fungi; Basidiomycota; Agaricomycetes; Agaricales; Marasmiaceae
Exons: 5
Coding region: 105-782 (225 amino acids)
Molecular function (GO): fatty acyl-CoA hydrolase activity
Source: RefSeq, a predicted model, not a curated record